Nilaparvata lugens (brown planthopper) is the source of this 939-nucleotide messenger RNA. RefSeq lists its product as uncharacterized. The coding region runs from base 297 to 899 and encodes 200 amino acids. The record is from RefSeq and is a predicted model, not a curated record. NCBI's taxonomy places the organism in Eukaryota, Metazoa, Arthropoda, Insecta, Hemiptera, Delphacidae. The transcript has 5 exons.
CCGAUAUUUGCGAAUACAGUCUAGACGUUUUAACGAUUAAUAUUGUCUGCAUUUUUUAACGUUCACUCCACAAUUUCAACAGUGCUCGUAAGAAUCUUGUGCAAAGGAAGUGAAACUGACUGCUGCCUGCAACAAACAAAGUUUGAUAGCUUAUCAAAACAGAUAAUAGAUAACAAUUUGUAGCUAGGCAUAUUGAAAGGUGCAAAGCUUGGUUGCCACCCCAUUCAACGGUAGGUAUCUGAACUGAACAGUAGUAUUCUUGCAGCAGGUGGUGAGUUCAGAUACCUUGCUGCAAAAUGUAUCACUUUGUUUUAUUUCUUUUGAUUUUCACCGUUUUACAAGCAGCUGCGAAUUCAGUUGAUCCAGCCAAAACUAUAAGAUGUCUCCUGCUAAAAGAUUAUCAGAAAUCCUGCAAUGUACUCGGAGGCCAUCCUGUUCCAAGCCAUCUAAUCCAGAUUUUCCAAGAACUACCGCAGGCGACCAGAGAGAAAUUGGAAUCGAAUACUGUGUACUGGAACCUUACUUCCAAGGAAUACUCCAUGAUACAUCCUUCUUUCUGGCUUUUAACAUCGGUUGAGAGGUUAUCGAAGUUUCCAGGCUCCAAACUGUCAUCCGUGAUUCUCCACUGGCCCAAUGAAUCCUCUGUGGCUGCUCAAGUGAUGCAUUCGUUGAGAACCACUGAUCAGAAAAAGGAUUUCAUUUCUGGGCUAAAUCCGAAGAGUACGUCAUUAUCGGACAGAGUGCAGUCGGUUAUAUCGGCAGCUCUGAUCAAUUGGGAUGAGGCAGAAUGGGAUUUGCCAGUUCUUGUUCAUAAUGCCAACUCACUUUUGCUGCACUUCCCUGCUGAGUAUCUGCUCAUUUCUUCAAGACCGAAAUCUAGUGAACGCUUGUAUGUAUAGACACACGCAUUAUUUUAUCAAAAAUAUAAUUGAAUUUCUA